UCUGCAGGCUGCGGGGUGGAGAAGGAGGCGGGGCUUAGUGGCGGUUGGGGCGGAGCACGGGAUGGGAGGGGCCUUUGGGGCGGGGCUUAUGGUGGAAAUGGGAGGAGUUUGGUGGAGGGAGUGUCUGUGGGCAGAAAAUGGGAGGGGCUUAGCCAAAGAGGUGGGGCUUUAUAAAGGGGCGUGGCUCAGAUAGUGGAAGGGCUCUAGGUUGAAGAAUGGAAGGAGCUUCAUUAAUGCCUAGUGGUGAACUGGAGCUCAGGAAGCAUGCGGGAGAAACUUAGAGGGGAGUUUGGGGCAUGGCUUAGAAAAAGUGGGUAGGCAUAGUGAGGGGGCGGGGCUUAGUGUGUAAUUCGGAGGGUUUUAGUGGAACUAUCAGUCUUUAUAAUGAAGGUGAAAAGGCUUUGGAGCGAUGGGGAGGGACUUAGAGGGCCAAGAAAGGUGUGAGACGGUGACAGAAGUCCAGUGCAGGGGACCUUGGAAAGGAUGGGGCUUCUUUAUAGGAAAAAUUGAGUGGGGCUUGGAGGAGGGUCUUAGCAGAGCACUGGAGGGUUUGGAGAAGUCAGAUAACUUGGAAAGCAUGGUAGGACUAAAAGAGGAAACUAGGAAGAACUUAAAGGAUAGUACUGGUCAAAACAGCCUACUUGUUGAGUCUUUCUUGUGCACUGGCUUAAGUAACCACAUAGCACACAUUGCCACCAUUUUGCUUAAUCCUCACCACCACUCCAUGAGAGAGAGCCCCCACCCACUAAUUCAUUCCCUGCCACCAUGGAUGAUGCCCCGCUGCCAGCGCCCCCGGCCCCCGCCCCAACCCCAGCACCAGCACCGCCCGCCGCCGCCCCCCGUGUCCCGUUUCACUGCAGUGAGUGUGGCAAGAGCUUCCGCUACCGCUCAGACUUGCGGCGUCACUUCGCCCGGCACACGGCGCUCAAACCCCAUGCGUGUCCGCGCUGCGGCAAGGGCUUCAAGCACAGCUUCAACCUGGCCAACCACCUGCGCUCGCACACCGGCGAGCGGCCCUACCGCUGCUCUGCCUGCCCCAAAGGCUUCCGCGACUCCACUGGCCUGCUGCACCACCAGGUCGUCCACACUGGCGAGAAGCCCUACUGCUGCCUGGUCUGUGAGCUCCGCUUCUCCUCGCGCUCCAGCCUGGGCCGCCACCUCAAGCGCCAGCACCGCGGAGUGCUCCCGUCUCCGCUGCAGCCGGGCCCGGGCCUGCCCGCCUUGAGCGCACCCUGCUCCGUCUGCUGCAACGUGGGGCCCUGCUCGGUGUGCGGGGGCGCGGGGACCGGCGGUGGAGAGGGUCCAGAGGGGGCAGGCGCUGGCCCAGGCAGCUGGGGGCUGGCAGAGGCGGCAGCUGCGGCGGCGGCCUCGUUGCCCCCGUUCGCGUGUGGCGCCUGCGCACGGCGCUUCGACCACGGCCGCGAGCUGGCGGCCCACUGGGCUGCGCACACUGACGUGAAGCCCUUCAAGUGCCCGCGCUGCGAGCGCGACUUCAACGCGCCGGCGCUGCUGGAGCGGCACAAGCUGACCCACGACCUGCAGGGCGCGAGCGCGCCCCCGGCGCAGGCCUGGGCCCCUGGGGCAGGCGCUGGGCCCGAGCCGGCCCGCGAGGCUGGCGCUGCGGAGGCAGGCGACGAUCCACCGGCUUGGGACGGGCUGCUCCUGGGCCCCACGGGGGGCGGUGUGCCCGAGCUGGGGGGGCUGCUCCCCGAGGGCGGCGGGGAGGCCCCUGCGCCUGCAGCGGCAGCCGAACCGUCCGAAGACACCCUGUACCAGUGCGACUGCGGGACCUUCUUCGCGUCGGCAGCGGCCCUGGCCAGCCACCUGGAAGCGCACUCGGGCCCGGCCACCUACGGCUGCGGCCACUGCGGAGCGCUGUACGCGGCGCUGGCGGCCCUGGAGGAGCACAGGCGGGUCAGCCACGGCGAGGGCGGCGGGGAGGAGGAGGCGGUGGCUGCGGCCGCGGCCCCGGAGGGAGAACCGGCGUCAGGGGAGCCCGCGUCUGGCUCAGGCCGCGGCAAGAAGAUUUUCAGCUGCUCUGAGUGCGAGAAGCUGUUCCGCUCGCCGCGCGACCUGGAGCGGCACGUGCUCGUGCACACCGGCGAGAAGCCGUUCCCGUGCCUCGAGUGCGGCAAAUUCUUCCGCCACGAGUGCUACCUCAAGCGCCACCGGCUGCUGCACGGCACCGAGCGGCCCUUCCCCUGCCACAUCUGCGGCAAGGGCUUUAUCACGCUCAGCAACCUCUCGCGGCACCUGAAGCUGCACCGGGGCAUGGACUGACACAGCCGGGCCGCGCCCUGCCCUCGACCCGACGCCUGGACUCAGGGCCUGGGACAGGGAACCCCGGGCCUCCAAAUCCAGACACAGGCCCUGAAAUGAGGGGAUCCUGACUGGAGAGAUGGGAGCCACCAAAAACCCACACAGGCCCCUGAGCUGGGGAGCCACAAACAAACGGAGAGACUCCUGAGCUGGGCGGGGUGUGUCCAAGAAUAUAAUAGUUGGGGACCCCAAAUCUAGGGAGAGACUUCUGAGCUAAGGGCCCCUGGAAUAGUGUGGGCAGCCCUGAAAUCAACAGGCCCCUAAGAUGCUGGGAACUAGAAAUGAGAAAUGGGUCUCAUAAGUACCUCUAAUCUUGAGGGCCCCAAUAAUAAAAGAUGGGCCCCCCCAAGGGAAAGAUUGCCCCCCUCCCUGAGAGCCAUCAUUCCCAACGACCUUGAUCUGGAGGAUGUAGAGGGACCAUGUCCCUGAAUUUUCCUAGAUCUCCAAAUGCUACCCACCAGAGUCACUGGUGCCCCCAGAAAAUGGAUAUAGCCGAUAUCUGCCUUUCCCCCAUUUCAUUCCCUAUGCUGAAAGAGGACCAGGGUAGAUGCCCCCUGCCCUCAACUACUCCCCCAAUUAGGUCUCUCUCCCCUACUGCAGAAUGGAUAGACGCUAAUGAUCUUCCCCACCCCUAAACAAUAGAAUAGACUGGUCUGAAAUCCCCCUGCCCAGUAGGAUGGACUGAUCCAUAUGCGCACACCCCUGUCCACAUGGAAUGGGCUGGUCCAGGUUGUGGACUGCACCCCACCCUCCUUAGAGUGAAUAGGGCAGACACUCCUCCCUCUUCCUGUAGAGCGGACUGGUCCACCUCACACCCCAUCCUGUGAACUCAGUGGAAGGUGGUGGUCACUGGGGCUUCCCUCCCCUUCUACUGUAGCACCUGUUGGUCUUUCUCUCCAUCUCUGUUGGUUUGUCUGUCUCUGUGUUCCUCCCAACCCCAAAGGGAAGGGAGGACUUGGCUAGGGGGUUCCCCCCAUUGAGCCUCGACCUCACCCCCUCAUCUCACUCCCCAAUGUCUCCAGGACCCCAAUAAACCUCGUCCUGUCAGUCA
Molecule: messenger RNA, 3370 nt
Organism: Microcebus murinus (gray mouse lemur)
Lineage: Eukaryota; Metazoa; Chordata; Mammalia; Primates; Cheirogaleidae
Source: RefSeq, a predicted model, not a curated record